AUAGUAUAGGUUUUAAGUAAUUGGUGGUAACGAAAUCCCUGACUUAUUAAUUUACCUGUAAUAGUGAUAUUACGCUCAUUGAAAUCCAAAACGUCACUACAAACACGGACAUAGCGAACGAGUUGGGAUAUAUAAACACCGUAAGACAGUGCCAAAGGAACAUCACCGUCAAAAAAAGAUAAAUUAACAAUAGGAAAAGAAAAAUCAUCUCUUUUGUCGUACAUUUUUGUGUAGAGUACUGGUGUAAACCUGAAAUAUCUAAUUCUAGGAAAGGACAGUUAUUGCUGUUAAUAUUUGAUUUAUUUAAAGUAAGUUCCAUUGGGUAAAUGUUUGCAGUAUAUUUAUGAUUCUUGAUUAUUUAACGAAAGUGUUGUUGAAUUUAUCAAUUAAAUGGAAUUUAGACGGAUCUUUACUGAGUUUGGCCAUAAACUGUGAUUCAUUCAGUACAGGAACACUUCUGCUAUUAAAGGGACACAACUGGUGCCCAAGGGAAAUUUACAACUUGUCGAUACACUUUAUUGCCGAAACGAACAUAGAUGUCGUCAAGGAGAAAAUUUACGGCUUUAAAAAUCUCAUCACACACCCAGUAAGUAUAUCUAGCAUAUUUACCUUUCUCAAUGGAGAAAAAAAUUUAUUCGAGUUGAAGAAAAUGAAUUCACAAUCAGAUUUAUCAAACGAACAUUUGAUUAAAUAGGAAACCUUUUGUUUGAUAAGAUUGUGUGGAAGUGUAGUAGAAAGAGUGGAAAAGUGAAAACUGUCAACCGAAUCAAAAGAACCAUCAAAAGCAUGUAAUUCAUCUGAAACAUCAAAAGAUUAUUUUACACUCCAAAAAUGGUUAGUUCCACUAUUUUCAUAUGUUUUAUUUCAAAAAUUAAUGAUAAGUUCUUUGAAAUUAGUUAAGGAACUCGUUGAAAGUACUGAAAAAUUAGUAGUAGAACACUUACUAGAGGCUGAGAUGAAACGAUAUUUUACGUUUUUUUUUGUGUAGUUAAACCUUUAUCAAUGGCAAUCAUGCUACAUCUUCUUUAUUAUAGAAAAUAAUAUACCUGUUGACUUGUCAGGUGUUAUGGUAUUUUCCUUUUUUUUAAUUUACCUUAGAGUUCGGUAUUUUUUGUUAAUACAUUUUUAUUCAAUUAUUUUUGGUAAAUUAGCGGAUUGUUUUAUUUCUCGUUGACUUUUUAUUACAUUUUAGUAUUAUUUCAGUAGAUUUUAUUAUAUGAAUUGGGUUUGAAUAAAACAGCGUAUUCAGCGCAAAUAAAUAUUAAAAAUUGAUAUUUACCGCGCAAAACGGUAUGUUCAAUCUGGGGAAAAGUGUAGAAUUGAUUUCCACCGUGCCAAACGUCACGUACAGUCCAAAGAAAACAUUAACAAGUGCUAUUCACCGCGCUUAACGUCAUGGGCUUUUACAUGUAAUAUUAUGAUAAAAUCCUUUACGAACAGUUGGUUUUGGUACAUAUGUGUCAUUAAAUGCAUUUUGUUUCUCGGAAUAGAAUAAUAUGUGUAUUUUUUUCCGUAAAUAUUUCGUUUAAUUGAAGAUGCAUCUUUAUAUUAUAUAACCAUAUUAAACUAAUGUUACAUUGGUAAGAACCAUACUCAUUUUUAUAAAAAUACACAGAAAUUGAAAUCAUCAAAAUGCUAUGCUCUUUUGUACACAAUAUAGUGAGUUUGGUUGUUUGAUAUAACAACAGGGUUACUAUUCUUUUGAUCUCAGUUUUUAGUUUUCUAUGCUGUGUUUUGUGUAUUGUUGUUUGUCUUUUUGUCUUUUUUCGUUUUUUGCUAUGGCAUUGUCAGUUUGUUUUCGACUUAUAAAUUUAAAUAUCACUUUGAUAUCUGGCGCCUCUCUUUAACUAAUAACAAAAUGUUUUUGAAUUUUUUGUUUUCAGUUCUCUUUUGGUCCGAGCGGCAUUAGUGUGAUUUUGUGGACGAACCUGAUAUUGUUCAUGAGUUUUUACUUCAUGAAAAGGUAUAUUGAUGAGUUUUAUUACAUGGACAUGAUGUGCUUUCACUCAAUAGCCGUUUUUUUUAUACUAUAUCUUUUCUUUAAUUCUACCCUUAUGAACAAUAAAGGCAACAGUAGUAUACCGCCGUUCAAUAGUCAUAAAUCGAUUAAGCGAAAACAAAUCCGGGUCACAAACCAAAACCGAGGGAAACACAUCAACUAUAAGGGGAAAACAACGGAACAACAGAAACACUGAACUGCUACAAAAACAAAUGCCAACAUACAUAGAAACAGACUAUUUGAUAACAACUGCCAUAUUCCUGACUUGGUACAGGACAUUUUAUGAAAAAAAUGGUGGGUUGAACCUGAUUUUAUGGCUAGCCAAACUUCCUCUUAUAUGACCGCUAAAAUGACAACAUUAAGUGACAGGAAUACAGUACAAAUAAACGCAAGAACAGUCAGGACAGAGAAAUACAUAAAUACAUAAUAUAAUAGUACAUUACAACAUGUAAACCACAGAAUAACAACGGACACCUCCCAUGAAUUUACGACAGUACACCAGGAUACCACUAUAGAAUUAUAAACUGUGCGUCACACGAAUGUAUCAACGCCACAAAAAGUGACGUAAUUCUGUGACGUUUAUUUUAUCGCAGGUAAAUUUCUAAAAAAUAGAAUACAAAAUUGGGAUUGAGUUUGUAAUGGUGUUAUUUUAUGUAUUUUCUAACCAUGACAAGAAUAUUAAAAUGGAAUUGUGUUUGUAAUGGUGUAAUUAUUUGUGUUUACACUUCCGAAACAUGUGUUCUGAGCAGGAUAGCUGGUGAUUAAUGACAAAUUGGAUAUUUCAAAUUUUACUUCGAUCUCCAUUAAUGAGUAAAAAAAUACCAGUCAAUGGUGUUUAUGAUUUUCAGUUGAUACGCUGUAUGAAUAUGACCGUUCAUUGGAUACUACAGAGUUACAAGUUACUAAAAUUAAUUGGUUUCACUAUACACAUGUUUCGAAAGUGUAUUUCUCAGAAUGAUCGUUACAAGAAUUUUAAAUGUUGAAGACCAAUAAAUCCUAUGUAAGGACACACAAAAUGAUUACAAUAUCAACAAGGCAGUGCUGUGCAUUAAAACGAGAAUUUAACAAGUUUUUGCAAACUUAUAUUGUCUUGAUUUUCAUCUAUUUUACUACAUCCGAUACCAACUUCGACAAUUUAUUUUUCUUUAUUGAAGCGCAAGGCCAAAUGCAUUAAAAUCCAUAGCCUAACACAAAUUUUGAAGAGCAGGUAUAACCCAAAAGAACAAAACGUAUAGCGAAACCCGGAAAAGGAAUCAGAGCUAAUAUGUCAUUAUAUGUCAAUUGAUACCGUGCUUGCAUUACUACCGGGUUCUCAUAAUCUUCUUUUGUUACGAGUACUCGACAAUUUUUAAAAGAUUUCUUUCCGGCUCAUGUCUGUAUGAGGUAUCUUAAAAUGCAUACUUCAAUAUUUAAAAAACAUCGUUUUAUAUUUUACAAAUUUUAAGCAAUUUUAGUUUUAGCAAAAAUUGUUUUAUUCAUAUUUGUUUUUAUGAUAAGCAUUUUUAGGUAAGGUGCAAAACGUUUCAAUGAGCAUUUCAUAAGGGAGUGCAUCCUUAAACUUUCAAUAGAAGUUUUGUUGGAAAUUUCUGGUGGGAUUUUAUUCUAAUCUUUGGAAAAAGAAUGAGAAUUUGAAACAGUCUUUGUUACAUUGAAGUUGUAUGUAGAUUUGUUGAUAAGUUAAUCUUGUUUUCAACUGGCUUUUAGUUAGUGUGUCUUGCGAUAGUAUGACAAUGUCCUGGUAUAAAAUUUAAUGAAACAUUUGUAGUCUUGUUUUUGAAAUUUUGAAAAGUUGGCCAAUUUAAGUCAUGUAAAAUAUCAGAUACAUUGCUAGUAUUGUGAUAUCUUUUGUAAGCGUACCGUGCAGCUCUUCAUUGUAUUUGUUCCAAUCUGUUUAUAUUUUCUUAUGUAUUUGUGUCUCUAUAUGUGGAGAGAGAGAGAGAGAGAGAGAGAGAGAGAGAGAGAGAGAGAGAGAGCAAUAAUCCAUCCAUCAGCAGGAGUAGUCUUAAAAGAAACACAAAAUGUUUGAUGCACCAUGUGCGUAUUUUAAAAAGUCAUAUACAUGUGUAUAUUUAUAAGUAAUCUAGAUACACAGAUCCAACUGGAAAAUGUAAAUUGCUUCGUAUAAACAGUAACGAGUACACAAAAAAGAAAGUAAUUAAAUUAUCGCCUUUGUUGGAAACCUUUGUUUCGCUUCCGGGUAAGGAUCAAGACUAUAACCCGACUCCACACUUUAUAUAAGGUUUUAUCGAUAAUCGAUCCGUUGAAUGAUUUGCAAAGAUUAGUUUGUUUGUUGUUUUGUGGAAAUUAGCUUUAUACAAAGUCAUAUAUAUAUUUAUAAAUAUUUGUAACUAAAGCAAUUUUUGUGUUACAAAACUAUUGUCAAUCUAAAUCACCAAAUAAAUGAGGUUAUCGAUUUCGAGCACCACUGACGAAAAUAUUGUUUUUCGUAAUGCACAUAUCGUGCAUCAAAUUAAAUUCAACAUCUUGUAAUUUUUGUAUCACACUAGCAGUUUAAAAUACAAAACAGGAACCGUUACAUUUUGAAACACAUAAGGACUUUAACCCCCAAUCCUGAAUUGUAUAAAUAAUUCCCAUUUUGACAUCGGUAUUAUAUAAACUGUAUAGGUGACGCUGUUGUUGGACUCUCGGUCUGUAAAAUUACAGUUUACAUAGUAGCCAGUGGUUCUGAUUUAUGUUUUUCAUUCUUACUGUAAAUUGUGAAGGUGUUUUAAAAUUCAUGGCACAAUUUUCUUAGGCAAAGUUCACCUUGCAAAAUAGUGACCUUCCUGUUUUUGCAAUUUUCGUUUUUGAUGCUCUUCGAAGUUUUAUUUACUUCGCCAUUCACAUUUUGUGUCUUCGGCGUAUCUGAUGAAAGUUGAAACCGGUAUUAAAAGACAACAUUUCAUUUACGAAAUAGGCGUGAGUAAUAAUAAUAUUAUUACCUAAGAUUCUUCCAAAAUAUUAAUUCCACAUCAUAAUUUAUUUCAAAAUCAAGAAUACGAGAGAGACAAAUAUAUCUGCCUCUAAUCAUGUAGAUCUUAGUAUAGAAACUUUCCGUUGAUGAACAGGAGGGACAGCCUAUAAAAAUACAUCGCAGAGCAGGUUCUUAUAACUGUAGUGAGUAUGUUUAAUUUCAAAUGUAUUUACUAUCUUAAGAAAGGAAACGACUUCAACAUACCAGUUAAUAUAAUAUUUUGAUUAAAUAAAUUUAGAAAUUUUCGAUAUAACAAAGUGACGAGGAUAGGCAUCGAUGUAUAUUCGAUACUGGUUCCGUUAAUUUCAAUGAAAUACAACAAGCUCGUCGAUCUUUGAAUUGCAAUGUAAUGGAUAUAUAUCAUUACUUCAUGAAUCAAGUCCUUUAAAGAUGGCGUCUCAUAGACGUUAAGCUACCUUCUUCUCAUAAGUAAUAAAUUCAGACAAUGUCUUUGAUUAAAAAGUAGAAAGGUUGACUUUACUAAAUUUUAACUGUAGAAUAUAAUGGCUUACGAACUUAACAUCAAAACGGCCUAGCAGUAAAAAUAUGAGCAUUUUAUUCAUCUUUUAAACUCUUUUCGGUUACUGUAAACAAAACACAGCAAUUAAAAAGCGUUUUCCCCCCGAAAAAAAGACUGAAUUCUUAGUAUAAAUAAUGGUAAGUAAUUGGCAGUCAGCUAAUGUAUGGAUACUAGCUUAGUCCCAGUGUCCUAUAAGCUCGAUUCGGGUAUAGAUAAUAACUUCCAGGUAUUUAAAUAGGAAGUAUUCCCGUUACUUUUAAUAGAACCAGUUAUAUUUAACUUCCUUGAUUAUUUCCUAGGAAGACGUAAUACUCGGAUAGGAAAUUUAAAUAUCUACUAGAUAAUAUUUAUUUUUAAAAAUUAGAGUUUUACUUGAAUUAGUUUAAUAUCAUUAAAAACCUGAUCGAUUGAUUUUAAAAAGUUGCAAAUUUUUCUUAACACUUGCUCAAAUUUGGGAGUACUGCCUUUUUUCCCUUAUAUUGAAAACGCAUGGCUAUCUGGAUUUAACAAUUGCAACUAAUUCAAAUAAAAAUAGUUAAAAGACAUAUAAUUUGAGGACCGUGGACUUUGGGUUUGGCCAACGUCACAACCACCAUGAGGAUCUUAGUUAAAAACAGAGAAGAAAACCAUAUAAGCAGUUUUAAGAUCAAGAGACCCAGAAUGUAUAUUAACAUGAUGGACUUCAGUAAUGAUAGAGACGCCUUACUUAAUUACUACCAAGACCUUUUGAUAAAUAACCAGAUCAGUGCUUGUAAAAGACGUAAGCUGUCAGAUUCUGACCCAGGAGCAAAUGACUUAUUGUCAGAGGAAACAAGAAACAGAGAGUCUUCUUUGGACUCCCCAUCUUCUACAUCUUCAACAGCAAGCAGUGAACAGGGAAGUGAUUCUGAUAAUCCACCAUUGAAGGAUGUUACAAAAGAAAAGGUCAAUAGUAUUCCAAAUCAUAUAUCAGAAGAAACCAAAGUAGAUGAUGUAGCCCUACCUCAACAAAGUGGUCCAGAACAGGGUUCUUAUGAAUGUCCACAAUGUGAGAAGAGCUUUGCUUACAUGGGUAACCUCAAACGCCAUAUCAAAAUGCACCACGGAGAAUACAGGCCAUUCAAGUGUAACCUGUGUACUAAAAGAUUUUGGGGAAACGACAGUCUAGAGCAACAUUUCAAACGUGUACAUACUCAGGAAAGGCCAUAUGCAUGUGCACAUUGUGAAAAGAAGUAUUCUGUAUGCUAUGACCUGCAGAAACAUGUACGUGCAGUCCAUGGGAAGGAUAUUGAUUGGGAAGGGGACAUACCAACAAGACCAGACACAGAAGUACAAGGUACACACAAAGUCACUGGGAUCAAAACAGUUCAUCUAGAGCAGCUCAAUUACAAAUGCAAGUUUUGUAGUAGAGGCUUUGCUACAGUUAAUGGACUGGGAGUGCACCUUAAAAUGCAUUUUAGGUGCAAAAUCUGCCUAAAAGGCUUUAAUACUGAAGAUUCAUUGAAAAUCCACAUGAAAAAAGCUCAUGAUAUGGGUUUGAACCAAGAAUAUGUAUUGUAAAUGAUAAAACUAACAAAAUUCUGUACCUAUCUUCUCUUGCCGAAAAUAUUUGUGCUUUUUGUUUUAAAAAAAGGUUUAUUAAUUUUUUUCCUAUAGUGCUACCAUAGUGCUCCCAUUUUCUUCAAAGAAAUCUAAGAAAUUAAAAUGUGAUACAAAUUCAAUAAUAUCAAUCAAAUUUUCUUAUUUUAUAGAAAUGCUAUCCAUGGAAGCCAUAAAUAUAUGUAAAAAAAUGUUAAUUUUGAAAAUUUCAUCAGUAUUAUUUUCAAUCCAAAGUCCCAAUUUUUAUAACAUUUACCCAUUUGUAAAUAAAUGUCAUAUUGUAAAAUGUCAGGUCUUGGCUAAAAUUUCAAUCAUUUUGUAUUAAAUUGUUAGUAAUCAACAUUCUUAAAAAGUUUUCCAAUUGUUUGUGUUGAAAUACAGAAGCAUAUUUAAGCUUAUAUUAAUAUAGUUUUAUUUAGUAUUGGCAUAAUAUGACAAGAUCAUUGGUCUUCCAUUUUAUUUUUAUACGAAAGCCAAACUUAAAUAAAUGCUUGAACUUUUAUCAUAUUAAACAUGUUAAACCAAUUGUUAGUGUGUUUAACUGUCAGUAAUAAGGCACCGGUGUUGCAGUGUUGUUGAUGUCAUCUGUUUGUUUAUAUACUGUUUUUUUUUUUUUUAAUAGAAAUCCAUUUUUUUUUAUAUUUUGUAUAAGAAGAUAAACAUGUUAGUUAUUAUAAUUUUUGGACUUUACUGUUAGUUUAUUAUCUGAAUUAUUAAUGAUUUGUUCAUGUAUAACUUCUUUCAACAGAAGUUGUGUAAUUCUUUUGUUUUCAAGUUUUGUUGACAUUCCAAAUAUGUAAAUGAUUUGUUCAUGUAUUAUUUUAUCUUUCUUCACAUAUUUUCAUCUGUUUUCACCAUUGAAAAAGGUCUUUCAGUCUUGCUGGUGCAUUUUAAAAGGAAAUUCAAAACACCUUAUCCUAUUAGUAUUUGAUCACAAAACAUGAAUGAUGUUCCCAUAAAAUUUUGAGAUGAGGAAGGAACAAUUUUUCAUGUGUAAAGAUAAGUGACUGUUUAAUGACCUGAAGUUGCAUAAUUGAAAUUAUUUAUGAGUUGUAUUCUAGAUAUUGAGGAAAAUACAAUUGUUUAAUUUCAAACAACAAAGACAUAUUUUUUUGCUAAGAUUAAUAACUAAACAAUAAUAAUAAUAAUUAUAAUAAUAUUAAUAAGAUAUUAUUUGUAACAUAUUUUCCAUUCUGGGUUAUAGAUUUUUAUUUAGUGAUGAUGGACCUUUCCAAAUUUUAAGAUAAAAGUGUAUUGUACUGGUAUAUAUUUUAUUAGUCCCCUACAGACGAAUUCGAAGGGGACUUUAGGUUUGCACUCCUUCCGUCUGUCUGUCCAUCCGUCAGUUCAGCAAAUCAGUUUUCCACCCUUUUUUUCUUGGUGCUUGAAGAUAUUAAUUUAAUAUUUGGUAUAUUGUUUUAUCAUAACAAGUUACAGAUCAAGUGCGAAUUUUGUUCCGCUCUGAUGAUUUUGUGCAGAGAAAGGUCCUUGGAUUGAAAAAUUCACUCAAAUAAUCAGUUUUCCGCACUUUUUUUCGUCAUGCUUGAAGAUAUUGAUUUUAUAAUUGGUAUAUAGUUUUAUCAUGACAAGUUACAGAUCAAGUUUGAAUUUUGUUCCGGUCUGAUGAUUUUGUGCAGAGUUAUGGUCCUUGCACUUAGAAAAUUCACUUAAAUAAUCAGUUUUGCACACUUUUUUCGUCAUGCUUGAAGAUAUUGACUUGAUAUUUGUUAUAUAGUUUACACCAUGACAAGUUAUAGAUCAAGUUAGCAUUUUGAUUACAAUCAAUUAAGUUAGAUAGGGUCUAAUGACAACAUAAAAGUCACUUGAGUUUAGUCUUUCACAAAUUGAAUUUUGUCUUUUAACUGAAUAAAUGGUUGAUUGAAAACAGUUUGAAAAUAUGCCGAAAAUUGUCUAUUUCAUUGUUUGUAUUUAUGUUAAUAUAUACCUUUUUCUGACAAUUAUACCCUGUUCACAAUGCAACAAAAUUGAUGUAAUUUCAAUAAGACAUUAAGGAGAUUUUGAGUUCACUCAUAUUCCAGGUUUAAUCUUCAUUAGAUGUGUACUCAUCAGAUCGGUAAACACUACUUUCAUGAGGUUGUCUGACAUGAAAAUUCACCCAAAUCUGACAUGCAUUUGGAAUUAAGGUUAUUGUGACCUGUAAAUUCAGAGUAAAUUUGGAUGAACUAAUGCAUAUGAACACAAACAGGGUGCCAUAUUAGAUGAGAAAUUGAUAAGUAUUGUACAUCAGAUUUAGUAUUUGUGAACAGGGUUUAAGAUUGCUUGUUUGUAAAUUGACAUAUAUAUGUUACAUAUAGGAAAUAGAUUUGGGGGCAUCAGUGUGUACAUGUUACAAUUUUAAAGCUUUAAUCACAUUAUACUUAUGAAGUUUUAAGUCUGCAGACUUUGAUGUUUCUGUUCAUUAAUUAAUGAAUAUCCAGGCAGUAAUUAUUUUACAAUUAAAAUGUGGUUUUAAUUAAAGGUAAUGACUUAGUUAUGUAAAAAUUAAACAAUGUCAUUGCUGCAAUGACUUUUGAAAUUUUUAACAUCCAUUGAUUAGCUGUCAUGAAUGAAUAAGGUUACCUUUUAUUGAAUUAGUAGUACUUUUUAAUUGAAGUUCAAAUUAAUGAUUUGUUGGAAUGAGAGAAAAAACUGCCAUCUCUGUUUUGUUAUUGUAAAGUAAUAUGACAUUAUAGCGUGUAAGAUAUGUAUUCAAGAAUGACAAACAAGAGAUAUUGUUGAAGGAAAGAAAAGAGGGGGCAUUUUUUUAUCUCUUUUGUUAUUUUUACACAUACUGGUAUAUGGUUUUAUUUGACUUGCAAUGUAGGCAAGAUGUUGUUUUAAAUGUAACAGGAUUUUUUGAGUAACAAUCCAUAUAAUUUAUUAAAGGAAAAUUGUAGGGGGCAUUUUACCAUACAGUUACUCCUAAUUUUUAUUGAGUUUAUUUGUACAAGCAUUACUAUUACUUUUAUGUACUCAGAUAUUUAUAACAAAUAUAUUACAAAUGAGUUAUAAUGGAACCAGGUACGUGUAAGGUCAGACUCAAAAUUUGGAAAUAUUGAUAUUUUUUUUUUAACUUGGAUAUCUAAAGCUUAAGCAUUUUACAUAUACAUAAAAAUUAUCUGGCUAAAACACUGCUACAUCAAAGAAAAAUAAACCACAGUCAGGAAUAUUGUCACUGAUAAUAAGUAGUUCAAUCCUGAUAUUGAAUUUCAAGAGUAGUGAUGGGGGCCACGGUGGCCAAGUGGUCUAAGUAGUUCUACUACUGUAAUCACUAGCCAGUCAACACUGAGGUUGUGAGUUCGAACCCCGCUUGUGAGGGUGUACCCCGACUCCAAUCUUAAUUGACUAGGAUUGUCAUUUUUCCUAUGAAGGUCAGUGGUUUUCACUGGGCACUCCGGCUUCCUCCACCAAUAAAAACUUGCCGCCACGAAAUAGCCCAAAAGUGGCGCUUAAAAGUGGCGUUAAAACACCAACAAUCAAUCAAUCAAUCAAGAGUAGUGAUAGCUGAUGGGCAGGUACUAAAGCUAAACAUAAUAACUUUGUUAUUAUAAUUCAGAGAGGCAAAAAUUAAUUCACUAUUUUGAGUUUGACACUCAAUUUAAUGAGAUGAACUAUUUGAAUGCUGCAUAAUUUAAAAUUAUAAAAUAUUUUGGAAACAGAUACUUAUUGGUGGUUUAGGAAAAAAAGAAAUAAUAAUGCUGGCAUUUAAGUAGCAGGAAAUAUAUCCUUCAUUGUAGAUAUGCUUGUUAUAUUACUUGCUUCUUAAAACUUUAGUUACAGGAAAAUAAAUUCAAGUACCAAAUAUUGGCUGUGCGAUUUGAUUAUCAGAGGACUCAGUUAGAAGUUUCUACAGGGGUCUGUUGGAAUGUACAAAUGUUUAAAAAUAAUAGUUCUGUAUAGGAACAGAUGUAAUGUGUACUUGAAAAGGACAGUUUGGAGUUAAUUCAAUGAAUUUUCUACCUUUUUGAGUAUUAAAUUUGUUACAUAUGUAACUUUUUGAUUCUAAUUUAACAUCAUUGAUUUUUGAUAUAAAUUAUGACAAAAUAUUAACUUUUUAUUCCAUUAUCUAGGAUGCUUAAAAAUGCUAUCCAUCAGAAGUGGUCUCACUAGAGGUUGUGUCUUUUUCUAUGCAAGCUCAAUAACAACAAAAAUUCAGUGUACUUUGGCCAUCACUUGAAAAAAUAUUUCCUUGUGGAUUGACAUAUUACCCAACAAUUAAACUUGAAAGAAGUUAAUGUGCUAUACAUGUAUAAUCAUGAUGGCAAUAUUUAUAGGACUUGUUUUCAUGUCAUUAAAUAAUUUUUUUAAUAUCUGUUACUUGUAUUAUUUUUGAAGAAUUCAAAAUUCUUUUCAAUUGAUUGUAAAUAGUAGAUUUUCAUUAGAAUUUUCAUUGAGUUAACUACAGGGCAUUAGAGAGUGAUUUGUUAUGCAGAAACUAUGUUAAUCCAGUUUUAAUUAAAUUUACUAGAGAGAUAUAUGUUUUUUUAUUAAAAUACUGAUAGUUUUAUUAUGAUGUGUAAAUAACAAAUUUAUAUUGUUGAUGUUUAAUAUUUUUCAGAAAAAAAUCAUGACCCAAUUAAAGCAACGAAGGCACGGUAUAUAAAAGAUUCAAUUACAACGACGCUCACUAAAUUAAAAAAAAUAAUUAUCAUUUUUAUAUACAUAUUGUGUAUUUGAGGUUCUCCAUAACUGACAAAAAAUUUAAGUUUUAAUCAAGAUGGGAAUAAGAGUCAUGCUACUUAACCACCAAGCAAUUAAUUUUGGAGGCAUUUUUCCACACAAAUAGCUUUUUAAGAAAACCUGAAUGAAAUUAGAUGACAAAAUGGCUACAGGUAUAUUAAUGCUAGAGAUAUAGCACAUUUUGCAUGCAUCAUAAAGCACAAGUGCACUUAGUAUGAAGGGCAAUUCCUCCCAUUUGCAGGUAACUAUUAAGGCUAGUUUUACUGCCUUAAUAAUAGUUCAUCCUGUAUUACAAUAUUACUCUAUGUUAGGGCUUUAAUAUUUAUAUUACUUGAACAUUUUUGCAGUUGUGUAGUGAUACGAUAUUGUCGUUACCAGCUGCCUGUAGAGACAAUGGUUUUCAUUUGACAAUUUGUUCAAGCUGAUCAAUUCUUCUCUAAAACAUGUGUGCAACUUUCCAUUGAUGACAUGGUUUUUUCAUAUUACUGAGCCCAGCAUAGCUAUUUAUCAAUUAUAACCUUAGCUUACAAAAAAUAUUUGAUUGUAUAUUUGAUUUUAAAUGAUUUUUGAAGGUGACAUAUUUGUUAUAUAUAAUUUAUUAUAAAUAUAAGAUAUAACUGAUUUUAAUGAAAAUUAUAGUAAAUUAAAUUUUAUGUCUGCAAUUUGCUUUUCAUUAAAUAGAUUUCAUAAAAUAAUUUGUAAUAUUUGAUAUUUAAAAAACAAGAUAUGUAAAAAAUUGUUACUAUUAUGAUUCUAUAUAGUGAGUUGUGAAAAAAAACUUGAGAACAUAGCAAAGAAAAUUAUCUUCUUAUAGUGCGUCUGCAUUUUAUUUUAACUAUAUUGUAAAUGAUAAUAUAAUUCCAAUCAAAAUUCACCCUUAGUCAUAAGAUUCAAUUUAGUAAAAUGUAAAAAUGCUGCUCAUGUUAUAUUUGGGUAAAAAUAUUAUUGAUUACAAAUUUGGAACUGCUUUACUCUUGUUUUCAUGAUAAUUUUUUUUUGCUAUAUAUUUGAUGAUACAACCAGUUUGAAAUCGCAAUGUAACAUUCACAAGGAAAUUGGUUGUGAAUGUUAUUUUAAAGGUUGUGCUAAAAGAGAGCAUAUUUGAAGAAAAAAAAAUUGUCCAAGGUUUUAAUUCAUUAUCUGUGAAAAAAAACCAAUAUAUAAAGUUGAGAAUGUGUUCUGAAAAGUGUUAUAUAUAUAAUAUUUAGUAUGCAUUUUGGAAAAAAAGAAGCUAUAAUUCACUAGUAUCUUUAAAAUACAAGGAGAAUAUAUCAGACAGUGUCUUUUUUAAACUAUUUUUUUUUCUAAUAGAUAUUUUAGUUUUGAAAUUUUUCUGAAAUAAAAAAUAAAAUGCAAAAGACAAUGUAUUUCUAAAUAAGGCCGCACUUGUGAUAUAAUUUGUAUGACUUAUAACAUUCCAUUCACUUAAUUGUUUCAAGACUAUAAUUGUAAAUAAUUAAGUCACACUUGGCUUUUAUGGUGUCAUAAACCGUGAUUGAAAUGAGAGGAAAUUUUAUACUUAAUAAUUCAUCAAACCAUUUUAUUUUGAACUCUGAACAUUUUGAUAUGCAUGUGUUAACUGAUUAUUAACAUUUAGAAAGCUAAGUAUCACAUAAAACACACUGAAUAUUAUUAUCUUUUUGGCAAACAUGAUAUGCAUUCAACCUGAAUAUCAGAAAUCAGCAAAUCAAAAUUGGAAGGCUACAAAUUAAGCCACAAUAAUUGUUUUUAGAUCCCACCUAAUGAUAUUUAUAUAUUUGUGCAUGUAUAGGGUUGACAAUUUGCAAAUGUUUAAAGCAGGCUUCCAUUUAAUAGGUACUCUUUAUACAUUACACAUUUUUUCAAAAUAUUUUCUAUGCAAUUUAUGAGUUGUACAUUUUAUUCAUUAUAUAUUUAUAAAGAUAUGCACAUUAUGUAGUUUGAUAUCAAUAUCAUUUUAUAACAUUAAUAAAACUUUUUAAAACAA
Molecule: messenger RNA, 13717 nt
Organism: Mytilus californianus (California mussel)
Lineage: Eukaryota; Metazoa; Mollusca; Bivalvia; Mytilida; Mytilidae
Product: zinc finger protein 878-like
Exons: 3
Coding region: 6088-7032 (314 amino acids)
Biological process (GO): regulation of transcription by RNA polymerase II
Cellular component (GO): nucleus
Molecular function (GO): RNA polymerase II transcription regulatory region sequence-specific DNA binding; DNA-binding transcription factor activity, RNA polymerase II-specific
Source: RefSeq, a predicted model, not a curated record